Messenger RNA from Oikopleura dioica, 2298 nucleotides. The record is from the annotation of a GenBank genome assembly. NCBI's taxonomy places the organism in Eukaryota, Metazoa, Chordata, Appendicularia, Copelata, Oikopleuridae.
AUGAAACUUUCCAUCGGAUUUUUUGGCCUCUCAACGGCGAUUGUCGACCCAGAGUUGGGAAAGGAGAUGAAUAUGUGCGCUGCCUCCCCUCAACUCCGAGUCAACGACGCUUCGGACUUCUCCCCCUGGCAGAAGUACAAAACUUCAACCUUGGUCCCAAACACCAUCAUCCCAUUCGUCCUCAACAGCAGCUCCCGAACCAGCAUGUGCAACGAUCACUGGGCUGGCGAAUUCUCCGACAUUGCCGCAAAACGAAGUGCCUCUGAGACCGUUCCUGACUGGGCUGGCGUGCAGUGCAACGAUUACGAAUUUGGUGCCAACGACACAAUUACUGGCUGUAACGAGUGGGAAUUGACAAUUUGCUGCGAGAGCCAGCACUUUAUUUUCGACGGAGAGAAUAACCUCGUCAACACCAACUGGAAGGGAGGAAGCCAAAUGGUCUGUUCCACGGACAGCCGUGAACCCAGCACCGACGGAUUUGUGACAGGUUGGAUUAUCAGCGAUGGAGUCAAUGGUAUGCCAGAUCAGGAUGUCAUCAGCGAAGAUGCUAUGCGCGACGAGUGCUUCUUCCAAAUGGACGGAAUCAACGCGAGAAGACGAAAGAAGCAGGCCGCUGCUUCUGGGCCAACAGAUGACGAUUUGGUCCUCCCAGGAUAUGUGACGAUUGAAUGUCAUGAAUAUGCUGAAGAUGAUGAGAAUUUCUGCGUCAAAUUCAAGACAAGCUACUGCUGUGACGCCUCACUUUUUGUUACGACCACUCCUGAAGUGCCCACAACUAUGGAACCUACCACUGAGGCGCCAAUCGAUCCAUAUGAUGUCGACAAGGACGCAGUUUGCGAAUCAGCGUUCGUUCUUGAUCGUGCCACGACUUUUAUCGAUGCUGUCAAUUUCCCUGUCACUGUCUGGGAAGCUUACUUCACCCCUUUUCAGAGUAACGAUGGUACUAACGUCAAUCUUAUGCUUGCAACUGACGAAACAAGAACGUCAAUCUGUCAGUCUUUGGAUGCAGAAGAGAACAGAUUCACCGUGGCUCGAUCUUCUCCUCCAAGCUGGUUUGGAAUCCAAACCGGACCUGACGGAACAAAAUACACAAACUACUGCUGCGAGCCAAGAAAAAUGCUCACGAAUCAUGCUGGUGAAGAACUCGACCCCCGAUGGAACACCCCUGUCGAAUCCGUCUGCGAUUCCGACUCGUCCAUUCCGACCGAGUUCAGAGAAUUCAAAUCGAGCUGGUUUGCCAUGGACCACGUCGACCAUCAACCUGUCUUUGAAGAUUUCAGCACAGACAGAAGAGCUGAGGUCUGUGACACCGCUCUCAUCCUCGGAAAAGAAGCAAGCGAAGGCCUUAUCCCUGAUUAUGUUGACGUCAAGUGCGCUUCUCGACAGACAGAUGGUGCUGGUGUAAGUCGAUGUACUAAGUUCAAGUACAGAUUCUGCUGCCCUGCGGUAAAUCCAACAACAACAACUACUACCACUACUUCAACAACCACAACUACAACUACAACUACAACCACAACCACAACGACUACUACUACUACGACAACCACGACGACGACAACAACUACAACAACAACUACUACUACAACUACCACAACCACAACUACUACCACCAGCACCACUACCACCACCACCACCACUACCACCACCACUACCACCACCACUACAACGAAAACAACAACCACGACAACCACGACCACGACCACAACCACUACAACAACAACUACGACUACGACCACGACAGAACAACCAACCACGACAGAAGAGCCAACCACACCAGAGCCAACUACGACAUCGUUCUACACAAGCUCUACAUCUGAACAAACCUCAACCACAACUGAAGAAAGUACAACUUCAACUGAUUACUCGACCACAACUACAACUUCCACAACAACCACCACAACCACUACAACAACCACCACCGAAGCCGACCUCACUUUCGGCGAAGACGCUGUCGAGGACGUUAUUGACAUCAUCGAUGAUCUCUUGAUUUCCGCCAACAUCACUGAUGUUCCAAAGAACGUUUCCAAGUCUAACAAGAACCUCAAGAAACUCGUCAAGAAAAUCACACAGCACAGUGAGAAAUUAGCCAGCAAAAAUGGCUGCACCUUUGAGGCUCCCGAUCUUGUCCCAGUUGGCGAUGCUUGCGAUGGUCUCUCGAGCUCUGAAACCAACCUUGCUUCCUGGGCCCGAGCUUUUGGCAAACACUGCGAAAAGGACAACAACAGUUUCGUCGAGCGAUUGAUCAAGAAGUACCUUACCAAGUCUUUCGAUACAAUCGGCGAAUUCGUCGGAUGCUAA